Myotis daubentonii (Daubenton's bat) is the source of this 3092-nucleotide messenger RNA. It is a transcript of the gene FAM219B, whose product is annotated as family with sequence similarity 219 member B. Lineage: Eukaryota; Metazoa; Chordata; Mammalia; Chiroptera; Vespertilionidae. The record is from RefSeq and is a predicted model, not a curated record.
AGCUCUGCGGCUACAAGCCGCGCCGGCUCGCCGCCAUCUUGUUCACAGAGAGCACCUCCCUUCGUUCCUUAGGCUUUAGGCGGGACUCGGCGAGGCCAUGGCGACUGAGGAGCGCAGCGGGGCACGGCCUGCGGGACCGGCCUCCGGGCGAAGUGGCUGCGGAGUCCCCCGACGCGGGGAGCAGACCCCGGCGGCUGUGGAGAAGCGUGGGCCGUACAGGAUGACGCGCGCGCCUUCCAUUCAGGCCAAGCUGCAGAAGCCCCGGGACCUGGCCAAGGCCGCCCUGCGGAGAAAAGGCGUGCUGGGGGCCGCGCGCCGCCCCGACUCUUCAGGGAAAAGGUCAGUGAAGUUUAACAAGGGCUAUACUGCUCUUAGUCAGAGUCCAGAUGAAAACCUGGUGUCCCUCAACUCUGACAGGGCUGUCUUCUUUGGAGCACUAUUCCAUCCCAAGAUGGCUUGCUUAGAGGACUCAGAGGAUUCAUGCUGCUCUUGGAUUUGGAGCACCAGCCUUGUCUGGAGAAACCAUCCUUCCCUAUUGUGUCUUGCACUGUUAGUGACCUUGUCCCUGCCGGAGCCAUUGAAGGAACCAUUUGUACACUCACGGCAAAUUCUGGGCUUGAAUCCUAUGCAGGUGAACCAGGAUGUGAGCCGCCAGCUGCUCCAGGAUGGGUAUCACCUGGAUGAGAUUCCAGAUGAUGAGGACUUGGACCUCAUUCCCCCCAAGCCUAUGGCUUCAACGUGCUCCUGCUGCUGGUGCUGUCUUGGAGACUCUUUCUCUUGUACCAUCCAGUAGACAUAAGCCCCUAAAAUGGGCCCUGCUUGCCAUUCCUGCAGAUCUCUUUUGGCUCUUCCUAGGUCACAGACUGCAUUCCCAGAAUCACUUGAGGUACUGGCCUGGGAAGUCAGUGACCUGUAGUUACCCCUUACCUGGUGCUUCUCCGGCAGGAGGCCCCCAUCUGGGUGAUAGGGUAAUAUAUGGAAUUCUGCAGUUUUCCUCUGCUGUUGGAGCAGAGUUUGAAACCAUUUAAUAAGGGGGGGAAUAGAGGAAUUCUGUUUCUUAGGGUGAGUGAUAAUGCUGGCUAAGAAAAACACUUGAAAACAUCUUGACUGGUAUUUGUUGUCAUGCUCUUUGGAUGGAAAAAGAGCUUUUGUGCCCAGAUUGUGCUGGAUGGUGUUGUGUGGAGGCAGAAAAUUUGUGGCUUGCAGCUGGGAAUCUUUGAAAAAGAAUUUAUGUGGGACCAGUUCCAGAAAUUCCUUAAGCUCUCCUUUCUAGCUCCAAGAUGGGUUUGCCCUUCAAGAAAGGAUAAAGCUUUGGCCCUCUUCUGGUUGUGCCUGUCUGACUGUUGCAAGGAGGAUAGCAGCUUGCUUGAUGACACAGCAGGUUCCAGAAUCCCUGGACCCAGAGCAUCCCCAAAUGAUCUGUAUGAGUAGGUUUAUUUUAUCGUUCCUUGGUUGCCAUUCUCCACCUUGGUCUUAGCUAGUUUCUCCAUCCAGUCUUGGAGCUAAAUGUUGGCCCAGAAGCCUGCAGAUUUUGGUUACCAGGAGAGGGAGCUGCAGGGAGCAUUCAAAUGUCUUUCUAUUUAAUAGCCUUGUAAACUUGAGAAGCAGAGGGCCUCCCUUCAACCCAAUGUGGACCAUUCCAUUGUGUCCAGGUGUUCAGAUUCUUCUGACCGCAGCAUGGGCCUCACAGUGGAUACUCAGGAUUGGACUUUGUACAGUAAACCUCUGUGUGCAACACAGCCUCUCAGUCCCCCAUUGUGAACACAGCAGACACAUAAUCCCCUCCAUGAUCCCUACUAGACAACAUACCUUGCUAAACCACACGUCUCCCUAGAAUUUAGUUUUAGUGUGUUUUGCCUUUCCUGGAAACGUGGUGAGAACUGAAUGGGUGUGGGCAGGGUUCCUAGCCCAAGGGGUAUGAUAGCCAGGAUUGGAUUGUGGGCCCCACAGGGAAAGUGCCUGGUCUCUUGACUUAUUUGAUGCCCUACAACUACUAGGGGUCUAUGAGGGAUGGCAUGGACUCUUUUUUUGCUCUACUACUACAUGAGGUGAUUGAAAGACUGAGAAUGUCAGAUUAAAAGGCCAUAUUUGUCAGAGGACUAGCCUCAUGAGGGUAAUCCUAUUAGCUUGAUUGGCAUCUAUAUUGGUGCUUUUCUCAAAUCUUAGAAAGCUGAGAGGAAUACAGUAUCCAGGGGGCCGUGGCUAACUUAUUCUAUGAUCUCACAGUGCACACAGCAAGAGAGAGGGGACAGGGACCAGAGCCACUUCUGGGAUAAGGGAUAAGGGAGGCACAUGGUCAUUCUUUUCUGGAAUGGCGCUCUGCAACUCUACAUAGGUGCCCACUUUCUGAGCACUUUGAAAAUGCUUGCAGGGAGUGAGGACAUCUCCAUUCUGACACCCUUGCCCACCCACAGAUAUAUUCAGGCCUUUCUGGCUUCUGCAGAGGUGGCAAAAUGUACACAAAGGGUGUCCGAUGUAGGACAGUGUAAAGGAAGACAGUGGUAACAGGAAACCCAGUGGGGGCCAGAAAGUGGCUGUGGCAGCCAAAUGUGGGACAAUUUUCUGUGGGGGAGAUGGUUAGGACAGUGGAAACUGCUGGUGUGGCUAUAGGAACCCAAGACCAAGGCCCUCUGGAUCAUUGUUGCUGUUAACACUAGUAUAUUUGGCUGCAGCUGUUCCUGAAGAGGAUGUUCCAGAGCUGGUUGACCCUGAGUGGGAGGCAUUAUCUUUGUGGGGAAAGUUGCAGGAACCUGAAAUAGGGGACAGUGUGUGGUGAGGCAGGAUAGGUAUGGUCAUUUGUUUGGGGCCAGAUGCCCAGAACCAAACUGCCUUAUUGAGAGUGCUGGGUAUUCUGUAGGUGACAGUACCCUGGGGACAGGGGUGUAUUCAGGCUUUACCUGACUGAUGGGAGUGGUGCUCUAUGGUGUUUACAGAGUACUCUACAGAACUCUUGGCUUAGAUUUCCACAGCUCUGUAAGUUUAUAAUAAAUAGUCAUGCUAGUUGAGCUCUCUGUUGCAAUAGGAUUUUUAAGAAAGGUCCAGGCCAUAGUCAUUGCUACUUCUAAAUUCUGAAAUAAAGAAAUAUCCAAAUA